Molecule: messenger RNA, 5210 nt
Organism: Notolabrus celidotus (New Zealand spotty)
Lineage: Eukaryota; Metazoa; Chordata; Actinopteri; Labriformes; Labridae
Gene: sh3tc2
Product: SH3 domain and tetratricopeptide repeats 2
Exons: 22
Coding region: 210-4931 (1573 amino acids)
Biological process (GO): regulation of ERBB signaling pathway; regulation of intracellular protein transport
Cellular component (GO): recycling endosome
Molecular function (GO): protein binding
Source: RefSeq, a predicted model, not a curated record
GCCUCUGUAGCUCUCAAAGGCGCACACACUCACUGACUGACACAUUUUCUUUUUCUGUUUUUCUUCUUCUGUGCUUUUGGGAUGACAGUUGGAGAGUGACGGCAUUUUAAGCAGCUGUCAUAAGAUUCAACUCACUGGUGAGACAGUGAGAGCACACACAUGCAUGCACAGGGAGAUACAUAUGUAGAUACACUCAUUCUUUCACGCACAUGAGGAAUGAAUUGAGAGGGGAGAGCUGGAACCACCACAAAGACAUCUCUCCAGCCGAGUUGGAUGCUCUUUGGAGGGAACCACCCUACACUCUUGGGGGUGAACACUUCUCAGGAAAUGACACCAUGACUCAAGGGGCAGGUGAGGAGGAGGAUGGUCCUCUGGUGGAGUCAGGUGAAGGAGGGGCGGAGCCUGACAGCUACUGGAAGAAGAAAGCGGCCUUCCUUCGAGGGAGUACUAUAACACUGGGAGAGAAAUUCUCUCCAGAAAUUGUGCUGUUGUUCACUGGGAGGAGGCGCUCCAGUGGGGAUCCUGACCGCGCCCUACAGGAGGCACUGCGCACCCGACUCCGAGUGGUGGAGAGCAACAGUCAGGACGUCAUCCAACUCUUUAAAGACUUGUCAGCACGUCUGGUGUCUGUCCACGCUGAGAAGGACAGAUUUGUACUCACAUUUAAGACUGUGGAGGAGAUCUGGAAGUUUUCAACCUACCUAGCAUUAGGUUAUGUGGCUCGAUGCUUGGAAAACUUCCUGUGUGAUCAGUCUGUCUGGCUGGACCCGGAGCUGCUCAGUGACCUGGAGAUCAACGUCACUGUGGACGAGGAACAUCUGGCCACCCUUUAUCUUGGCCUGUUACUACAGGAGGGAUCCUUCUUUGCUAAAGCACUUUUCACAAGAAGUGAUGAGCAUGAGGAUGAUGAAGAACAGCUGUCGUUUAAAAAGAAUGACUUGCUGACGGUGAGGGACACGGGGCAGGACAAUAUGUGGGAGGGAACCAUGCUCUCUACAGGAAAUCACGGCCUGGUGCCAGUCAACGCCAUGCAACCACUGCCUUACCCUUUCUAUCAGUGGUUCCUGAGGAAGUAUCCAGGCAAUACUGGAUGCACGCCAUCAGAAAAGGAACAGUUUGAACACUCUUUAGUGACAGGUUCCUGUGUAGCACUCGUUGACUACAGUCCAGUGGGCCAGGAUGAGCUCCAGUUAAGUCAAGGUGAUAUUGUGGAGAUUCAGGGUCUGCUACUGCAAGGCCUGGGUGUGUUUAUUGGGACACACACUUCCACUGGUCACACUGGUUUCGUACACAAGGCCCAUGUCAAACCUCUGGACGCCAAACCCUUAGACAGACAAUUGGUCUUUCUGACCGAAGAGGAGAGGGCUGGACUGGCUCAGGUCAACCCCUGCAGCUCAGAGCCAAGUGACAGUGGCCUGCUGGAAAGACUUUUCUCGUCUGACAUCAGUUCUGUGUACAGGCUAGACAGACUAGAUCAGACUGAUUUCAUGUACAUCAAGAAUCGGCCAAAACAUGGGCACAAAGUCUCCACAAGCACCCGUCAGAGCGUUAUGUCGGACGCCAGCGGCGGGACACCCCCCUACACCUCCUCCCCUCGCACCUCAGUCUCUCACUCCCAUCCCCGCUUGUCCAUAUAUCACUCCCACAAUCCUCUGCCACAAGAGGGAGAGCGCUUGUCUUUCACGUUGGACGACACAUUCAGGGAGCUGGACGAGUUCCAGGAAGACCCACCACUCUUCUUGGAGGACAGCAGCUGGGAGGGGGAGGACUCGGAGAUCAGUGACCCCAUACUGACCCUGCUAAACCAGGAACACUUCCAGGAGGACUUCCUGCCCCUGUACGACCUGCACUACUCCUUCCUGUGGUUGACCUUCAGUGGUAAAGCUGAGGAGGAUCUCUCCGGGCAUCUGGAGAGCGUCAGAGAGUGCGCUAAGAGGAUGGGGAUGCACUGGGCACAUCGACGGGCUUGCUUCCUCUUGGGGCGACUCUGUGCACGAAAGCUGAAGUUCUCCCAGGCUCGUGUGUACUAUGAGGAGGCCCUCAGUGUUCAAGUGGACUGCUUCUCUGACACUCCGUUCCUCAUCGCUCUCUACACAAACCUCACUGCCGUUUACCUGAAGCAGCGAAUGAUCGACAAGCUCCCUCAGACUCUGGAGAAGGCCAGUGCCCUGCUCCUCUGCCUCCCCUGCCACACCUUCACCUCCACAGAUGAGUUUGAGCUGCUGAAGCUGCUCCUGAGGAGAUCUGUAGUGAUGGGGGACAAACACCUGGAGGCUCGUGUCUGCUACCUCAUCUCCAGCCUCUUCCUGCUCCUCAGGAAGAUGGACGACGCUCUUCCUUUUGUUGAACGACUUCAGUUUCUCUCAGUGACUAUCUCUGGAGUCGAGGGGCCUCCUAUAGUUCCUCUGGAUCUUAACUGGCUCUUGAGCGGGCUUUAUCAUCGUAAAUACAUGCCUUACCUGGCCCUGGCCUCCCUUAGCCUGGACUCUAGACAAGAUCACCCCCUUCAUGAUGCUUUCCAGCGGAUUGAGCUGUUCAUCAAGAACUCUGUACGUCUGAAUCCAUGCUGGAAAGAAGGAACCUCCCUGCUCCCUGCUCAGAUUGUAAUUUACCUUCAGCAGGCUCUGGCUAUUGCUGAGCGAGGGGAGAAUAUGAAGACUCAGAGGGAUCUGUGUCAGGGCUUGGCUUCAGUCUAUCAGCAGUAUGAUGCUCUGGAUAAAGCAGUGUACUGUGCUCAGAAAGCUGUGGAAACUGGAGACCACAUCAACGAGGAGGAGGGCUUUGAGGCCUCUGUGCUACUUGGGUGGCUGCUGGUGUUGACAGGCCAGGCUGAGAAAGCCCAAAUUGUCCUACAACCACUGCUCACAUCACUCCAGGGUACAGACAGCCCCACACAGCGAGGCGUGAUCCACAACCUCUUGGCUCUGUGUCUAAGACGGCAGGGUUGCAUCCAAGAGGCAGGCUGGCAUCUCCACUCGGCCUUGGUAAUCUCCAGGGAGAGUGGAAAUCAGAGGAACCAGGCUCUUGCACUGGCCAACCUGGGCUGCUUGGCUCUGGAUGCGGGGGCUUCUUUGGUAGCAGAACGCUUCCUGGUCAGAUCCCUGCGUCUCUUCCUGGAUCUUGGAGAAAGCUCUACAGACGAGGAGCAUGUUCAAACAUACCUCUGGCUGGGGCGGAGCUACAAAGACAGAGGGAGGAGUCAUGACAUCAGGACGUGUUAUGAAAUGGGGCUACUUAUUGCACUACAUGCUAGAAACUUGCACAGUCAGAUGGUGGUGGCCAAAGUGCUGAGUCGGCUGUAUGCUGACAUAAUGCUGUACGGACAGAGUAUCGUCUACUACGAGCACUGUGUGUCUGUGUCCAGAGAGCUGAAGGACAAGAGGCUGGAGGGAGAGUAUCUGGAAAUCCUCAGCAGCCUCUACCUCUCACUCAACACAGAGAAAUCAUCUCGUAAAUCUUUGGACUACACUAAACAGAGUCUGAGGAUUUCUAUAGAUCUGGGGAAGAGAGAAGAGGAAUCAGAGACGUGGCUGCAGGUGGGACGAAUCUAUUACCUCAUCCAGGAGGACGAGCUUGCUGACAUGUACCUGCAGGCUGCAGUGAAGACAGCCCUCAGGAUGAAUGAUCCUAACUUUGCCAUGAGCAUCUAUGAGGAAGCAGGAGACGUCUACUUUAAAGGCCACAGGAACAGAGUGGCUUCACUUCCUUUCUUCAGGGAUGGCAGCCUGCCAUUUGCACGGAGCAUCAAGGACAUUCAUUCAGAGUUUCGUUUGUUGAGUAAACUGACUGAGCUGUUAAUGGACCUGGACGAGCAGGAGGAGGCUCUGCAGUAUGCAACACUGGCUGUUCAGACUGCCAGCAAAACAGGUAUGCAAGUGAAUGAGAGGACAGCUUACCACCGACUGGCUACAGUCUACUAUAAAAUGCAGCAGUAUGAGAUGGCUGAAAACUACUACCUCAAGUCCCUGUCCCUCAGUCCACCCAUUCUGCAGCACCCUACAGAGGCUCGCUACUACACCAAGGUCUACUGCAGACUGGGCAAUCUCACUCUUCACAAUCUGAAGGAUGCUUAUGAUGCAGUGGGUUACUUCCAGUUGGCUCUGGCCGCGGCUCUUGAGGACGAGGCUAACCCUGAGGCUCUUUACGUGGUGUACAUGAAACUGGCUGAGAUCCACGGCAACCACAUGCCCGACGCUCAGCUCUGCCAAGUUUACAGAGACAGAGCCCAGAGUCUGAAACGAGUUCUGGCUGGAGAGGGAGGUGCUGCUGCUGUUGGAAUGAUAAACGCGGACGAUGCAGCCACAGAGCCGGGCCAAAAGAGGGAAACAGACUCUGAUGUGGAAUGUACAGAACGUUUGGCUGAGAGAAAAAGCAAUUGCACUUUUACAUCUGAAAAUGCAAAACAUGAAGAGAACUCAUUUCUAGGAGACACUAACGGGAUAGGAGAUGAGAAAAGUUGUCAUCCUGAUACAGAUGGGGCAUUUGUUGAUGCCUAUGAGACAGAAACCAUGGCCAGUCAUUCUUACAGUGACAGUAUUUUUACUGAGUCCUUUGACACGGCGAAGGAGCACAUCACAGACUCCAGCAGCUCCUCUGACACUCUGCAAACAUACCAGGAUCAAAAAGAUGGGAAAAGCUCCUCCUUUGAUGCUGCACACAGCAUAUACAGCCACAUACCUGGUAAACACACAAGGGACAUUACAAGACUCUCAGAAAACACAGAUCCUGAUUAUCAGAGUGAACAGAACACGCUAACUGCUCAUGCAGAAGAAGAUGUCAGUCUUACAGACAAUCAGCAUGAUACUGACCACACAGAGACUGUUAGUGUAAACACUGAUAAAGCUGAGGACAACACCUCUGACCACACAGAGAGAGAUAAAUCUGGUGACGCACACAGUGAGCACUUGGAUUUAGAUGACGUCUACACAUAGUCUGGUUCAGAGACACUUAACGUACUUCACUGACAUUUCCAUUUUCUGGUCACAUGUUUGUCGACCAGAAAACUGACUCCAACGUUCCAGCCACAUGGCACUUAUUGUAGGAAAAAGAUGUUAAUACUGAGAUUUAGUACAUUAAAGCAUGUGCCUUUGGUUUAAUAUAUUUAGAGAUUAUCACACUGUUGUACUGUGCUUGUAAUAUAUGUUUUUUUAAUGUCUUUUGUAUCUCUGGAAGAUAUGACUUCAAAAUAAAGAAUGUUAUUUUUUUCCUAA